AUGGAACCAGGGAAUCUUACAGGAGCGUCAGAAUUCAUUCUCCUGGGUUUUUCAGAGGAACCAGAACUGCAGCCCCUCAUAUUUGGGCUUUUGGUAUCCUGGAUCACAAGUGCCCUGCAUUCCUUAUUAGAAAGCUUAAUGGUGUUGCGACUAACUUUCUGUACAGACUUGGAAAUCCCCCACUUUUUCUGUGAACUCAAUCAGAUGGUCCAACUCGCCUGUUCUGACACCUUUCUUAAUACCAUGGUGAUAUAUUUUGUAGCUGUGCUCCUGGGCGGUGGUCCCCUAGCUGGGAUACUUUACUCAUAUUCUAAAAUAGUGUCCUCCAUACGUGCAAUCCCAUCGGCUCAGGGGAAGUAUAAGGCAUUUUCUAACUGUGCGUCUCACCUCUCAGUUGUCUCCUUAUUUUAUUGUACCAGCCUAGGAGUGUACCUCAGCUCUGCUGCUACCCAUAGCUCACACUCAAGUGCAGCAGCCUCAGUGAUGUACAGCGUGGUCACACCCAUGCUGAACCCCUUCAUCUACAGUCUCAGGAACAAAGACAUAAAAGGGGCCCUGAAACGAUUCUUUGGGAUGGCAGCCAUAAAAAAACAGCUGUGCUGA
Molecule: messenger RNA, 603 nt
Organism: Myotis davidii
Lineage: Eukaryota; Metazoa; Chordata; Mammalia; Chiroptera; Vespertilionidae
Product: olfactory receptor 7A17-like
Exons: 1
Coding region: 1-603 (200 amino acids)
Biological process (GO): G protein-coupled receptor signaling pathway
Cellular component (GO): membrane
Molecular function (GO): olfactory receptor activity
Source: RefSeq, a predicted model, not a curated record